Triticum urartu is the source of this 1341-nucleotide messenger RNA. RefSeq names its product WAT1-related protein At5g64700-like. Gene Ontology annotation, cellular component: membrane. Lineage: Eukaryota; Viridiplantae; Streptophyta; Magnoliopsida; Poales; Poaceae. The record is from RefSeq and is a predicted model, not a curated record. Gene Ontology annotation, molecular function: transmembrane transporter activity.
AUGAACAGUGCGCUGCCCGUCCUCUCCUCCGCUCACCCUGCCGCCGGAGCUGCCAACUCGCGCCGGCUUCCCUCUCCGGCCCUCCACGCGGCCUCGACGGGAUAUGCUGACAACAACCGGGGCCUAGUCAGCCGCAGUGCUGCAAAUGCAAGCAAAGUAUGCGCCUUCCCAGGCGAGGACACGGACACCGCCGCCGUGGAGGUCCAAGGAAGCAGCAGAUGGAAACCAGCUCUGUGCGUGAUUCUUGUGGAGCUGUUCAACACAGGGACUAUACUGCUAGGCAAGGUCGCACUUGAUGGUGGCAUGUUUGUCUUCUCCUUGCUGUGUUAUCGAAGUAUGCUUGCUGCUAUUUUCAUCAUGCCGUUUGCUCUAUUCUUCGAAAGUGGGAAGUGGAGGGAAUUGGAUAUCAAGACUCUUGGGUGGCUCUUCAUCAAUGCUUUUGUCGGAUAUUCGUUGCCCAUGGCUUUGUACUACUAUGGAUUACGGGACACACCUGCCUCCUAUGCUGUGAUCUUCUCAAGUUUGACUCCACUUUUCACCUUUAUCUUGUCCAUAAUACUUGGCAUGGAGAAGUUGCGCCUAAAAUCCAAGGUCGGCAGUGCGAAAGUGAUUGGAGCACUGGUUUGUUUUGGUGGGGCUCUACUAAUAAGUCUUUACAAAGGAAAAGAAUUGCAUCUCUGGUCUCCAAUUAUAAGAGUGACACCAAAAGAUUCUAAUGGAGCUUCUGGAAAGCAUCAUUUGAGGGGCACCUUGAUUUUGUUUGGUGCUUUCAGCAGCUAUGCACUUUGGUACCCUAUACAGGUGAAAGUUUUGAAGGUGUAUCCAUGGAAACAUUGGUCCUCUGUGCUGACCUGCGUUCUGGGUGGUGUGCAAACUUUCGCCGUCGGAAUAAUUAUGAGCAGGCAUAAACUUGCCUGGCAAAUAGGAUGGAACAUUCAACUACUAACCAUUGUCUACUCAGCCGCACUUGGCACAGCAGCCAAGUAUUGGCUGAACCUAUAUGCUGUUGAAAAGCGGGGGCCAGUUUUUCCAGCCAUGUUCAGCACCUUAUCGACGAUCUUCAUCAUUGUUUUAGGAACACUGUUGCUAGGCGAAAGCCUCACUGUUGGGAGCUUGUUGGGUAGUGCUUUAGUUUUAGGAGGUCUAUACAUAUACCUCUAUGGAAAGGCCAAUGAACAACACGCGAUGAAGGCAUCGGUUACAGGGAUGCAAAAAGAGGAGGACAAAGAGAUUCAGCAGUCCGGUGUGGCCGCGACGACUGAGGAGAGGCCACACCCUGUGCUGUUAGAGAGCUCCGUUAUCCAGCUGGAUGAGGAGCUGGACGCAGGGGUCUCCAAGUGA